AUGGCGAAAGAACACAAAUUUACUUUGGCUUUUGAAAAUUCAUUUUGUACAGAUUAUAUAACAGAGAAAGCCUUUAUACCCUAUACUGAAAACAUUGUGCCCGUGGUUCGGGGCGGUUCGCACUACAGCUCGUUCCUUCCAAAAGGGACGUACAUUGAUACAAACGACUUCACUACAGUUAAGGACCUGGCUGAUUAUAUCAUUGAGUUAGACAGACAUCGGGAUAUGUAUCGGGCAAUUCUUCAGCGUAAAAACCAAUAUACCGUUUUACCAAAGACGUCAACAUACCAGAGGGCAAUAUGUCGAUUGUGUGAGAAACUUAACACAGAAAAACACGCAAAUGGAACGUAUCCUGAUAUAGCUGCCUGGAUCUGGAAAAACGGGGGUUGUUUUUACCCUAAAGAUAUCAUGCCUAACUGA
Messenger RNA from Ylistrum balloti, 420 nucleotides. Its product is annotated as alpha-(1,3)-fucosyltransferase C-like. Bases 1 to 420 code for a protein of 139 amino acids. Gene Ontology annotation, cellular component: membrane. The transcript has a single exon. Gene Ontology annotation, molecular function: alpha-(1->3)-fucosyltransferase activity. The record is from RefSeq and is a predicted model, not a curated record. NCBI's taxonomy places the organism in Eukaryota, Metazoa, Mollusca, Bivalvia, Pectinida, Pectinidae.